Messenger RNA from Parasteatoda tepidariorum (common house spider), 1819 nucleotides. RefSeq names its product guanine nucleotide exchange factor for Rab-3A. Lineage: Eukaryota; Metazoa; Arthropoda; Arachnida; Araneae; Theridiidae. Gene Ontology annotation, molecular function: guanyl-nucleotide exchange factor activity. Gene Ontology annotation, cellular component: Golgi to plasma membrane transport vesicle. Gene Ontology annotation, biological process: exocytosis. The record is from RefSeq and is a predicted model, not a curated record.
UGCGCUAUCGAAAGAUGGCGCUGCUGGUUAUGUUUGACAACAUGUGUAAAAAUAAACAUAGUGCUGCAACUCUGUAUAUUAAUUGGGAAAUGUUGAUUAAAGUUAUUAAUUAAAUUUUUAACACUUCCUUCAGUAUAAACUUUGUUUCCACCUUUUAAAUCUCAGUAGUCCCUCAUUUCUUUAACUUCCUAGAUAUUUAAAUGCAAAACUUUUCAACUAUUCUCCGUACUUCGUAUGUUUUCUAUUUGUAUUGAGAAGGCGUUUCCUUGCUGUGUAUACUUUCUUAUUUAACGAUGGAGCCUUGCUGUCAACUUAGAAAUAAGAUGGCUUAAAUUUUCAUUGCCUAAACAUGCACCAUGAGAUUACAAAUAACACAGAUGCAGCAAAAUCAGCUCCACCCAUCUCCAACGGCCAUGUCGCAAGAAUCCCUACAGAUUCUUCGAACAGCCCCUGGAAAGCCUCUUCCAGGAGAUGCUCCAGUGAUGGAGCUCUGAAGGCUAUGCAGGCAGCUUCUCAAAAACCUGAAAGGGGUCACAGUUUUUCUGAUUCCGAUGAGAAAACUGCCGCUCUGAAGGCAAGAAUACACGAAAAGUAUGAGCAGCUAGAUAAGGAAAUGGCAGAGAAAGCUGCUUCUGCCAAUAAACUGUUGUUGAAUGGGAAUACAUCUCCUAAAGCAGUCUUAGAACUGGGCAAUCAGGUUGUUGAGUUAUUAUCUCCUGAUCCAAGAGUUGUUCCUCCCGAGGAUACGUGCAUCUUUACCACUGGUGGUCCUGCAGGUGUUGUGUGUGAACUGAAAGACGACUCAUUGCCAGGACGAAAUUCUCUUAUGGCUGAAGUCAAAGAAUUAGCUUAUUCAAGAUUGCAGCAGGAGUUGCAUAAAGCUCAAUUGGAAUUAAAGCUGAAAGAUGAAGAAGUUGCAAGAUUAAGUCAAAUUCGUGAUGAAGUGGGUGCAGAGCUUGAAGAGUUAACUGCCAGUUUAUUUGAGGAGGCAAAUAAUAUGGUUCGAGAUGCAAAUAUUAAGCAGUCCAAUGCUGAAAAACUCUUGAGAGAAGCUAAUUUAAAAAUUGAAGUACUUCAAGCUGAGGUUCAGGCUCUUAAAACACUUGUCAUCACUUCAACGCCAAGCAUGCCAAAUCCUCACCUGCACCCGCAGAUUGAUAAGCGCAGUAAGAGAUCGUUAUUUUCUCCUGGCCAUAAGAGGUCUCCCAGUAACUAUGAGCUCUGCUCUUUUAAGGAUUCACCUCCUGGUUCUCCCAUCAAAGAUCUCACAGAUUUCACUCCUGAUAAUUAUGAGGUUGAUCCUGUUUUUCAUCAGGAAUUCUUAGAGUGGCUCCAAAAACCUUCACUAGACAAGAAAAGCCCAUUUAUCAGUUGCAUCUACAAAGAAGACAUUCUUCCCUGCUUAAAUUUUACAAAUAAAAAGUUGUCAGAAACUGUCUUGUCUGCCAUAGAAACAAAUGUCAUCACCAUUGAACAAGUAAAUGGAAAAAACCCAUUUCCUAAAAGAUGUUCUCUGUUAGAAGCUCCGAGGUUAUGCAAGUACAGAAUGCGAUUGGGCGAGGAUCCUGAAUGGCACUACAUAUCUCAUCUUUGCAGAAAUCGGAUAGCUGCGGUUUGUGAUUUCUUUUGCUACAUUCGAUACAUUCAGCAGGGACUGGUCAAAAGUGGAGUUCAUGAAGUAUACUGGGAAGUGAUCAGAAAACGCAGAGAUGUGUCAUUAGCAAGGCUUGGUAUUCUGUCCAUUUAAAAAAAAAAAAAAAAUUUUUUUUUUUGCUAUAUAACAAUUAAAUCUUUCUUAUGAAAAGUUUUUUUUUUUAUC